CAAACAAAGAAGCUAGCUGCUUCCGCAACCAGCACUCAAAGCAUAUCACAGACAUUAGCAGAGGUUUUUGAGAUCGCAUUUUUGGGACGUUUGGCGAUAAAACGAGUGAUCAGGAGGGGAUUUAUCAGUAUGCACAAUUAUGAAGAGGCACGGCGAUGCUCCCCGUCGUGGCGUUCCCCUUCGAGGAUUUCUACAUUGACACUCACCACAUUGUGCACAGCCUGGCACGCAGGGAGCAGACGCUGCUCUUCUACGGGGGGCUCCUGUCGGCUUCGCUGGGGAUUGGUGGGAUCCGAGCCAUCCUCUGCCCGCUGAGCGCCUACAGCCUGCAGGACUGCAGCCAGCGGCAGCUCCUGUCCUUCUUCAACUGGUUUUAUUGGCUGGUGAACUUGAACUCGGUGGUUGUGUUUGUGGGCAUAGCCUACAUCCAGCAGUCUGUGGCUAAAAACCUGGGCUUCCUCAUCCCUUUCACCUCAGUGCUGCUCGCUCUCAUCACUAUCCACAUGGCGCGCAACAAACUCAUUUACCAACCAAAGAAAGUGGGUUCCUUGCUGGCCACCUUCGGGGUGUUCCUGAACUCCCUGAAAAUGUGCUGCAUACGUUACCGGCACCUGAGCGGAGAGGUGAGCAGCUGGCUGGACCGGGCCAAGGAGCACAAUGGAGGAGGGUACAGCGAGGCUCACGUGGAGAAUGUCAAGACCCUGGUCAAGCUGUUUCCCUUCUUCGCAUUUCAGCUUUUAUACCGCGCCUCCAUCACCCAGAUUCCUUCAGGCUACUACAUCCAGACCAUGAACUCCAACCUGAAUCUGAAUGGCUUUCUGCUCCCCAUCGCUGCCAUGAACGUGAUCAGCAUCCUGCCUCUCCUGGUGCUGGCCCCCUUCCUGGAGUGCGUCUCCACCUGCUUUUUCUCAUUCCGGAGAGCCUCGCUGUCCCCCACAGCACUGAUCAUUGCGGGUCACCUGUGCGCUGUUUUUUCAGCGGUGGUGGCUGGGAUCUCGGAGCUCCAGAGGAAGCGCUACCCAACGGUGGAGCAGGCCCUGUCUGGCAAGGUCCUCCACGUGUCCUCCAUGCCCUGCCUCCAGCUGGCGCCCCAGUACAUCUUACUGGGGAUGGCAGAAGCACUGGUCACCCCGGCCUGCUCACUGGUAACCUUUUGCCUGGCUCCGAGCAGUAUCCGAGGGAUCUCUAUGCACUUCCUGGCUCUCUCCUAUGGGGGCGGCUGCUUUCUGGGGGCGUUCCUUAUUCAGCUGGUCUAUCUGGUAUCAGGAGGUAACUGCUUCCCAGCAAACCUGAGCGAGGGGCACCUGGAGGGAUUCUUUUUCCUGUUAGCCUCGCUGAUGCUCACAAACGCAUUGGUGUUCUGGAAGAUUUCACACCGAUACAGUACUUUGAGCCUAGAAAUGGAUCGAGGUGUGAUAGGCAGUGUUCUCGCCGAGAAGCUUCUAGAACACGAGAAGUCUCUCAAGUUCUAUGACACAUUCUCUUCUAUGGAGACGGCUUUGUAACCUUCUUAUAAACCAGUAAUGCUGGUGUUGCAUACUUAUUUCUAAGAAAUAUUUGUAAUAGUUUUUCUAUAUGCAUAUGAAUGGCCUACAAUUUGUAGUUUUAGAAGAAAUACAAUUAAAUAAUGUACAAUACAGAAGAAUAAAUGAAAAUAAAUGGAUAAAUAGACUCAAUACCACGAUGCCUGAAUGUGUAAAUAGAAAGGAUUUUUACAUCAUUAACUAUGUAGAAAAUGACAUAACAAACAUUUCAAUAGAAAUAAGUGUGUGUAGUUACCAGGGCAUCAAAAGGACCUCCACUGUUUGUUUUCAAAAACACUUUCC
Molecule: messenger RNA, 1826 nt
Organism: Polyodon spathula (Mississippi paddlefish)
Lineage: Eukaryota; Metazoa; Chordata; Actinopteri; Acipenseriformes; Polyodontidae
Gene: slc15a5
Product: solute carrier family 15 member 5
Exons: 9
Coding region: 156-1505 (449 amino acids)
Biological process (GO): transmembrane transport
Cellular component (GO): membrane
Molecular function (GO): transmembrane transporter activity
Source: RefSeq, a predicted model, not a curated record